UCUCAGAGACCUACUCCAAGCGCGCCACGACCGGGGCUGAAGGAGGAGAAGCAGGAUUCGGGCAGGAGAAGCAGGAGACGAGGCUUUCUCUUCGCUCGGUCACCCGCCCGACCGCCGUCCUUCCGACCGCCGUGCUGUCGCGGGGCUCAAAUCCACGGGACUCGACUGGGAAGCCCCGCGCUUCGCCAAGUGCCGCCUGAAGGGAACUUCCAUCCACGAGAGGGGGACACGCGUCCCUCAGGAAUUCCGGGCAGAGAACCGCCGAAGAAAAGAAGCAACCGGAGCAGCAGUUACUCCUGCAACUGGGAAGUACCCCGUCGGCUCUAUCCAGGACAUUGCCGCGGCCAAGCACCCUAGGGCAGGCUGGUUACUGCACCCCAGUUCUGGUUACCGAUACCGACGCACGAAUCUGACUGAGUUUGAUCCCGGGGCUUAGAGAGCUUCACUCAAGAGGGCACCACCAAAGCGUCUAUCUACACCACCACUCUCGCAUCUGCAAAGCCUGGCUUCCUGCUGGGGUUGCCUGCAGACUUGGGGUUUAUAAAGACUGUGCUAGAUAGCCUGUACCGUUCCAGAAGGAAGCCACCCCUUACAAGACAGCUGGCCAGCGACCCAAAGCGUGCAAAAGGGAGGUCCCCAAUAAACUGAUCUUAUCCUGCACUUGUACCAUUCCACUGGCAUCAUAAGAGAGUGGCAGCCGAACGGGUUGGGUCCCUUCCUUGUGUUUCAGUGUUUGUUCUGUGCCUCUGGCAUCAUCCUCUACUAAGACAAUGUUUUAAAUAAUCAAAUAAAGAUUGUACAAUCAUCUGGAUUUUAUUUGUGCUGGUAUCUGGCAGUUACCCAAGGCACAGAAAAGACCUCUCUGGAUUCGGCUCCAUUGAUCUCCAACAACUGCCCACGCCAAGCGGACGAGACCACCAGCUACUGCCUGCUCUGCUAAUGAUUGCCUACAUUGGGCCCCUCGCAUGAAACAACGGUUUUUUCCCCCCGCUGAGACCAGCCUUCGUUCUACUACUAAACCACACAGAGUGUAAGGAAAUCUCCUUCUCGUCAGAAUGUCAGUCGUGAGAAGAAAGUUUGGUGAUGACUAUCAGGCCGUGGUGGCUGCACCGUUCCAUCGGAAAAGGCAGCGCUUUGUAGACAAGAACGGCCGCUGUAAUGUCCAGCAUGGCAACCUGGGCAGUGAGAACAGUCGCUACAUUUCCGACCUCUUCACCACUCUGGUGGACCUCAAGUGGCGUUGGAACCUUCUCAUUUUCUUGCUGACCUACACCGUUGCUUGGCUGGUGAUGGCCUCCAUGUGGUGGGGAAUCGCUUAUUUGCGUGGGGACCUAGAAAUACACCAGAGCCCCAGUUCAGGACACAACCCAUGUGUGGCUAAUGUCUACAACUUUCCCUCGGCCUUCCUCUUCUUCAUCGAGACAGAAGCCACCAUUGGCUACGGCCAUCGCUACAUUACCGAGCGCUGCCCAGAAGGAAUUGUGCUUUUUCUGUUCCAGUCACUGCUGGGCUCUGUGGUAGAUGCCUUCCUCAUCGGAUGCAUGUUCAUCAAAAUGUCCCAACCCAAGAAACGUGCUGAAACUCUCAUGUUUAGCCGGGCUGCUGUCAUCUCGCAGCGAGAUGGAAAACUCUGCCUUAUGUUUCGGGUGGGCAACCUCCGCAACAGCCACAUGGUCUCAGCCCAGAUCCGUUGCAAACUCAUUAAGAUCAUUUCCAUAAUGACAUUAGAGCAUAAAAGCUGGCUGGAUGACUUUGGACCAAGCAUUCUCCCUCAGCCUAAACCAUCUGUAAUGGUGUGA
Messenger RNA from Thamnophis sirtalis, 1799 nucleotides. Lineage: Eukaryota; Metazoa; Chordata; Lepidosauria; Squamata; Natricidae. The record is from RefSeq and is a predicted model, not a curated record.